AUGGGUGUUGUGAGUGUGUACAUGUUUCCAGUUCCUGAAGGGAAGAGUGGACAGCAAGUAGUAGAAAGCUUACAGAAAAGUAUUGAAUUACUAGGUGCAACCAAAACUGGUAAUUUUUGUGUUGAUUGUGAAACUUUUCAGACCAGCAUUCAAAAUACUCAACAGAGACAAGUGAACAUACUACAUAGCAGUGACCACCCUGCAUCCUGCUUUGCCAUAUUAGAUGCAGGUACUUGUCUAGUAGCUGAUUCUCUGUUUGAUGGAUUGAUGCAAAAAUUAAAACAUUACUAUCAACAGAGGAAAGGCUCAAAGAUAGAAUCAAAAGGACAAAGAUAUGAAUUUGGAGACUUUGUGUUUAAAGUCGGUUCAGUGUCACUGGCCUCUAGUUUUAAAGGUAUUCUGUUGGAGAUUGAAUAUUGUCCUUGUAUAAUAGCUGGUGAUUGUUGGGGUCUAUUGAAAGAAAUGGCCUCCAGUAUUGUGGGUAAUGUGGCAGAACAGCAACCAAAUGUUAUCAAAAACAAACUAGAACAUGUUUAUACUACAGCAGAUACUAUGUGUCAAUAUUUAGAACAUUUUAAUAAUUAUAAAAAACAGACUAUUCCACCAACUGCUGUUAGUACUGGUAGAUGA
This is a messenger RNA of Lottia gigantea (owl limpet), 630 nucleotides long. RefSeq lists its product as hypothetical. Gene Ontology annotation, cellular component: mediator complex. Gene Ontology annotation, biological process: regulation of transcription by RNA polymerase II. NCBI's taxonomy places the organism in Eukaryota, Metazoa, Mollusca, Gastropoda, Lottiidae. The record is from RefSeq and is a predicted model, not a curated record. Gene Ontology annotation, molecular function: transcription coactivator activity. The coding region runs from base 1 to 630 and encodes 209 amino acids. The transcript is spliced from 4 exons.